CCCUUUUUCCGCCCCUGGAGGUUUUUCGAAAAAGAAGUGUAACUUUACGCAGGCAAUCAUUAGAAAAAAGACGUAAUUUUUUGACCCUUUUUUUUUUUUUCUUUUUCUCUGCUUCUGGGUUCUCUUUCAAACAAUUCAUCGUGACACUAUGCCAGCUAUUCGUUCUGAUGAUACCGACCUCUAUCUACAUUCACUGCACCCACUAGAGAUCGACCAUGGCGUUUUUGUAGAAAGACAUGAUACGGAUAUCUAUAGCAGAGGAAAGAAAAGAACGAGAAGACUCAGUCUUUCUUCUGAUUUGAGUGACCAAGCACUCUUAGAGGAAAGACGUUACGAAACAGAAGAAAUAAAAAGAAGAUACACUUUGAAAAGGAGCAAAUGUAACCUUACCUAUCCACAGAGCACCAGCAGUUGGGACCAUCUAUUGACACAGUUAGACCUGCAACCCGAUCUACUACAACUGAUUCAUCUAUGUAAAGUGGAAGAAGAUAGGCGACGUGAAGAAGAGACCAAAAUGAAGAUCAAAGAAUUACAAGUUUUACAUCAAUUACAAUUCUUACAGUCAAGGGAAAACGUUCAGGCUAUCUCAGAUCUUUCCGCGGAACAAGUCCAACGAAAAUUGCCGCCUUUGGUAUCUUUACGUAAAUGAUUCCACUCGUAUUAUCUACAGAAAGCUCUUUGAGCUCUCUUGAGCGUUCUUGUCUCAUCUUGUCCUGAGACAUCGAGAGCCACUAUUAUAUAACACACAAUACAGCU
This is a messenger RNA of Mycotypha africana, 756 nucleotides long. RefSeq lists its product as uncharacterized. The record is from RefSeq and is a predicted model, not a curated record. The transcript is spliced from 2 exons. The coding region runs from base 149 to 649 and encodes 166 amino acids. Lineage: Eukaryota; Fungi; Mucoromycota; Mucoromycetes; Mucorales; Mycotyphaceae.